GGGACAUUUAAUUGAAGUUGCACGCUCUCAUGAAUGAUUGUCAAAAUAGCCCUUGGAGCCCCCAAACAAAACGGAUAACGGUUACACAGUUAUGCUACGAAAACCACAAGAGAAAAAUAUAAGAAUAGUCGCUCUUGUAUUGCUCCUGUCAGACUCCAGUGAACCUCCAGCACCAGAAUCCAUUAAGAUAAAAGGUUCAAUUCCAUUAGAAACGAAGACCGGGGACGCUUUUAUUGCUAAGGAGUUUAAUAUUAGUGAUUUCAAAGGUGAUGAAAUAGAAAUACUCCUUAGAAAGUUUAAGGAAAACAGAAGAAAAAAAAGAGAAGCUGUUCAGGUUGAUGCAUUGAAGCCGAAGGUUAAAUAUAGAGCAACACAAAUGAAUACCGAUGAGUUUGGGAAUCGCACCUGGUCAUACUGGAGUGAAGAAUUUGGUGCUUUCACAGCUCCUAGUGGACCGCCGCUGAAUGUCACCUUCAUAUCUCGUAGCAAGAGCUCGCUGGGAAUUUCGUGGAAAGCUCCAGUUGAAAGUACACGAAAAAGUAAAUUGACAGGAUAUCGAGUUUGUUUCUUUACAAAUGAUACGUCUCCAGAAUGCCUCAUCCUUAAAAGCCCUAAAGUUUUUUCCCUUGCUCUCAAAAAUCUUCGACCUUCCACGAAAUACUUCGUAACAGUUUCGGCCAGCACAGAACACGGUUACGGAGAGAAGAGUCCGGAAGUCAGUAAAAUAACCAAUAAAGGGCCCGUCAAUCUAAUCGCAACCUCGUUUUAUACUAUGACUGUAAACAUACCAAAACAACAGGAAUACAUAAAGUUUUUUGAAAGUCAAGAUUCAUACUACUCGACAGAGUGGAGUGAUAGUAUUUACACAAUAACAAAACAUUCAGAUGGCAAUAAAGAACCUAAGAUUGGCAACAAAUAUGUGAAUGAAGGGAACAGUGUAUACGAGACUCCAGAUGAUGUUAUUGAAAAAAUUGAGCGAAAUGAGGGUGCAUGUGGGAUGGCCAAAGGACAUGAAUCAUCGGAUUACAUGUCGUUAAAAGACAAAAGAGAACCAACAAACGUUUAUCAGGCAUUGCAACCCCAUGGCACGAAUGAUGGUCAAAGUCAUUCUAAGGUGGGUGGUCAAACUUCUGUGGAAUACCAAAAUCCUGUCUUCAGCGCAGAUCCCAAUGCUGCAUGA
This is a messenger RNA of Dendronephthya gigantea, 1180 nucleotides long. RefSeq lists its product as uncharacterized. NCBI's taxonomy places the organism in Eukaryota, Metazoa, Cnidaria, Anthozoa, Malacalcyonacea, Nephtheidae. The transcript is spliced from 9 exons. The record is from RefSeq and is a predicted model, not a curated record. Gene Ontology annotation, molecular function: protein binding. The coding region runs from base 92 to 1180 and encodes 362 amino acids.